This is a messenger RNA of Tachysurus vachellii, 3339 nucleotides long. RefSeq names its product alkaline ceramidase 1 (gene acer1). Bases 82 to 978 code for a protein of 298 amino acids. Gene Ontology annotation, molecular function: hydrolase activity, acting on carbon-nitrogen (but not peptide) bonds, in linear amides. NCBI's taxonomy places the organism in Eukaryota, Metazoa, Chordata, Actinopteri, Siluriformes, Bagridae. Gene Ontology annotation, cellular component: membrane. The record is from RefSeq and is a predicted model, not a curated record. Gene Ontology annotation, biological process: ceramide metabolic process. The transcript is spliced from 7 exons.
UUUCACCUCACAGUCGAGACCCGAUUAACAGGAUCGGGGUCAUUUUUUUUUAAAAACUCAUGUAUCUCUGUCCAACUUUAAAUGAAGCUACCUGAAACAAACACACACACACACACACACACAGAGCUAAUGAUGGUGAUGGACACGUUCCUGAGAGGCAUCCUGUCUAACGAGAAAAUGGCAGGUGUGUUUUCUUACGAGAGUUCUGAAGUAGACUGGUGUGAAGACAACUACAAGCACUCUGAGAAUGUUGUAGAGUACUUUAACACAAUGAGCAGCUUCAUCUUUUUCGUGGUAGCUCCUAUAAUGCUCUACCUGCUACACCCGUAUGCUAAGGAGAGGAACUUGGCCGUGCACCUGGUGUGGCUCAUGAUGAUCUUCGUGGGUCUGUUCUCCAUGUACUUCCACAUGACCCUGAGCUUCAUGGGACAGAUGUUGGACGAGCUCUCCAUCCUCUGGGUUUUAGCCAUCGGCUACUCUCUCUGGUUUCCACGCAAACAUUUUCCUCACUUUGUUAAAGACAGGACGUCGUUCUCUCACAUGGUCAUGGUGAGCACCAUCAUCACCACGCUGCUGUCGUUUGUCAAGCCCACUGCCAACGCCUACGCCCUCAACUUCUUCGCUCUGCACAUCCUGUACUCCGUGUGUGUGGAGCUUAAGAGCUGUACAGACCAGCGGGUGCUGCGUUUGGCGCGCGCCUCCAUCGGCCUCUGGGUGCUCGCCAUCUCCUGCUGGAUCAGCGACCGCUUCGGCUGCAGCUUCUGGCAAAAGCUCAACUUCUGCUACCUGCACGGCAUCUGGCACAUCCUGAUCGUGGUUGCUACGGCGUACGCCAGCACGCUCAUCGCCUACCUGGACGCCAGCGUGGAGAUCCCCUACUCUCACCCUGACCUGCAGUACUGGCCUCGAGAUAACUGGGCUCUCGGGCUGCCUUACAUUGUCCUCAAGGCCACGCCCAAGACACAGAAAAGUUGCUAGUUGAAAGACGUCAAUAAGAAGAAAAGGACAGUGUUGGUUCGUGGAGAAUGAAGGAGGGUGUUUUUUUUGUGUUGUUUUUUGUUAAUUUUUUUUUUUUUGCUGCCUCACUGAAACACUGUAAAUCCUGCAUAACUUGAUAUCCAUGAUAGUCUUUACAAUCAGGAUUUUGUGUGUGUGCGUGUGUGUGUGUGCGCAUGAGUGAUUCACACUACUUGACUCACCUAGCCACCUGUGUGUGUGUGUGUGUGUGUGUGUGUGUGUGUGUGUGUGUGUGUGUGUGUGUGUGUGCGUGUGUGUGUGAGAGAGUGAGUGAGAGAGAACACUGUUUGACUCACCUAGCCACCUGUGUGUGUGUGAGAGUGAGUGAGAGAGAACACUAUUUGACUAACCUAUCCACCUGUUUGUGUGUGUGUGUGUGUGUGUGUGCGCGUGUGUGUGAGAGUGAGUGAGAAAGAACACUAUUUGACUCACCUAGCCACCUGUUUGUGUGUGUGUGUGCGUGUGUGUGUGUGAGUGAGUGAGAGUGAACACUAUUUGACUCACCUAUCCACCUGUUUGUGUGUGUGUGUGUGUGAGAGAGAGAGAGAGAGAGUGAGUGAGAAAGAACACUAUUUGACUCACCUAGCCACCCGUUUGUGUGUGUGUGUGUGUGUGUGUGUGUGUGAGUGAGAGUGAACACUAUUUGACCCACCUAUCCACCUGUUUGUGUGUGUGUGUUUGUGUGUGUGUGUGAGUGAGAGUGAACACUAUUUGACUCACCUAUCCACCUGUUUGUGUGUGUGUGUGUGUGUGUGUGUGUGUGUGUGUGAACACUAUUUGACUCACCUAUCCACCUGUUUGUGUGUGUGUCUGUGUGUGUGUGAGAGAGAGAGAGUGAGAGAGAACACUAUUUGACUCACUUACUGUAGCACUUAACUUGUGUGUGUGUGUGUGUGUGUCUGUGUGUGUUAAAUGCUAAUGCCGAGUGUGAUGUGGAUCGAGACGAGUUGUGUUUAUCCUCAGAAUCUGUGUUUAUCCGAUAAGAGUUUGUCUACAUUCUAUAUGUGUGUUGAUGUUGAUUUGUGUUGAUGUGCAGAAUGUGAACUGCUUUGACGGCCUGUUUGACAUUCAGCGUUUCUUACCGGAGCGACGAUGAUUCACUCGCUGUUUAUAUGUCAGGAAUAAAAGACUCGGGGUUGUGCUGAUGUAGGAAAAUAAUCAGAUCCUGGGGAGAAUUUUCACUACACAUGAGCAUGUGGAAUUGUUGUAAUGAUAAGGUGAAGGUUUUAUUUAAAGACAUGUUUAACAUAGUCCAUUAACAUAGAAGGAGUCUCCAGUGUCAGAGGUAAAGCUGUCAGGAAUCUUUCAUUAUUAACCCAUCACCUCCAGCAUCCUGUUAGUAAAUAAAUAAAUACAUAAAUAAAUAAUGAGAGGGAAAAUAAAAGAAGAAGAUAAUGCAAGCAAUAACAGGAAAUUGUUUUUAUGGUUGUUCCAUAACAAUAAAUCUAGCUAUAAAUGGAUAAUAAAUAAAUAUCAAGGAUUGAUAUUUAUGGAUGGAAGAAAAAGUACUAGUCACUGAGUCCCAGUGAAAACAGCCAAAAAACAUUCAUUCAUUCAUUCAUCUUCUACCGCUUAUCCAAACUACCUCGGGUCACGGGGAGCCUGUGCCUAUCUCAGGCAUCAUCGGGCAUCAAGGCAGGAUACACCCUGGACGGAGUGCCAACCCAUCACAGGGCACACACACACACACACUCUCAUUCACUCACGCAAUCACACACUACGGACAAUUUUCCAGAGAUGCCAAUCAACCUACCAUGCAUGUCUUUGGACCGGGGGAGGAAACCGGAGUAACCGGAGGAAACCCCUGAGGCACGGGGAGAACAUGCAAACCCCACACACACAAGGUGGAGGCGGGAAUCGAACCCCCAACCCUGGAGGUGUGAGGUGUGAACGUGCUAACCACUAAGCCACCGUGCCCCCUGCCAAAAAACAUACAAUAUAAAAUUAUAACUGUGGAAAAAUAUAACUUAGACUAGACAGAGCAACAGUAAAGAGCAUCAGUAGAAUGGAAACAGAACAAAAAGUGGAUAAUAAAGUGUACAUUCUUGUUAUUGCACACGUGAGAUGGCAGUGUAAGGCUAUUAUUGCACAUGAAAAGAUAUCAUUGUAAUUAUUAGCAGAUUUCUGAGGCGUAAGAGAAAUUAAAGCUAUAAUGAAUAAUAAUUAGCUCUGGUGUGAGAACGGUGUCUCUGCUUCAUCACAACACCCUGUUGUUGUUUUUUUUUUCUGACAACAGCACAGCCAAGUGUUUUAUUUCCUACAUGUACUAAUAAACACCUAAAAAAUACCACAAAUUAAAUAAAAAAUGUCAUUCUUAAUCAA